AGUAGUAUAAAAGCCGGUCCUUUUCGAUUCUUCAAUCAGUCGAAGCUGUUCAGUGCUCAAUUGCAGUACUGUCUAGUCAGCUGAAGUUCAAUUGUAUUCUCUCAUAAUGGGUUUCUUUAGAAUGUUGUUUCUCGUGGUCUCGCUGGUUGCGUAUGCCCAAUCAGCUUCUAUGCAUGGGCGUGGUCCGGAGAUGAGCGGCCGUGCUCCGGAGAUGCAUGAUCAACGGCAUCAGCAUAGACGUAGUGCCCCACCAUCGGCUUACUACCCCGAGGCUCCAAAGUAUUACACCGAGGCUCCAAAGUAUUACACCGAAGCCCCUAAAUACUACACCGAGGCACCUCAGUACUACACCACACCUGCCCCGACAUAUGGUGGAUAUGGUCAUCAGAUGAAACGCAGUGUCUACUCCGCACCUGAAUCCUACUACACAACGGCAGCUUCUUAUUACUCUGCCCCACCGACCACAGCUUCUUACUACCCUGUAAAUUAUGGCUAUCAUGCCCAGAAGAAAAGGCAGGCUCCUCAGGCUCCAGCCUAUUAUGCUACGACUCCUUGUUAUUGUCCUCCAGCAACUACACCGGCGCCGUACUACCAGGAGUCAUACACAACUGUUGCCCCGUACACCACUACUGUUGUUUACUACACUGAGCCGACUUACUACCCUACCGAGGCCUACUAUACUACCACAGUUGCAUAUGCCCGACGUAGCUACUACUCGCCUCCGGUCUACACUACAGUUGCGCCGUAUGUUGAACCAGUCUACUACACCACUCCUGCCCCUGUUUACUACACCGAGCCUAGCUACUACACCACGGAAAUCUAUACUACAACAUAUGCUGCACCAAGCUACUACUCUCCUCCGGUCUACACCACUCCUGCUCCAGUUUACUACACCACAUCUCCACCGGUCUACUACACCGAGCCCAGCUACUACGCCACGGAGGUUUAUACCACAACUUAUGCUGCACCAAGCUACUACUCUCCUCCGGCCUACACAACAGCUGCCCCUGCCUAUUACACUGAGCCCAGUUACUACACCACCGAGGUUUACACCACAACCUACGCCGCUCCUAGCUACUAUGCUCCUCCGGUUUACACUACUCCUGCCCCGGUCUACUAUACCACGGAGGUUUAUACCACAACCUAUGCUGCUCCGAGCUACUAUGCUCCUCCGGCUUACACCGAGGCUCCGUAUUACACCACUGCUGCUCCUUACUACACCGAGGCUCCUUACUACACCACCACAACUGCUGCCCCUGUGUACUACACUGAGGCUCCCUACUACACUGCUGCUCCAGCUUACUACACCGAGGCUCCUUACUACACCACCACAACUGCCGCCCCUGUAUACUAUACUGAGGCUCCUUACUACACUGCUGCUCCAGCUUACUACACUGAAGCUCCUUACUACACCGAGGCUCCAUACUACACAACCACAACUGCUGCCCCUGUCUACUACACUGAGGCUCCUUACUAUACAACUGCUGCUCCGGUUUACUACACUGAGGCUCCUCAUUAUACAACGGCUGCCCCUGCCUACUACUCUGAACCGGCUUACUACACAACUGAAGCGUAUACCACAACUACAGCAGCCUACAAAUACGAAGCUCCCACUUACGCUCCACCGAGCUAUUAUGCUCCUCCAGUCUAUUAAUAGCUCUAAGUUGUACAAGCUUUUUACCUUGGAAUUGUUAUUUCGAAUAUCUUUAUCAGAGAAUGUUAAUAGAUUACGUUACGCUAA
Messenger RNA from Daphnia pulex (common water flea), 1741 nucleotides. RefSeq names its product extensin-2-like. The transcript has 5 exons. Lineage: Eukaryota; Metazoa; Arthropoda; Branchiopoda; Diplostraca; Daphniidae. The record is from RefSeq and is a predicted model, not a curated record. Bases 107 to 1654 code for a protein of 515 amino acids.